AUGGAAAACAACCCACCCCGCAAAAAGGUCGCCGUCGUUGGCACGGGAAUGGCAGGGCUCAUAAUUGCCUAUAUCCUCAAAAAUGAUCAUCGUCAGAGAUUUGAAGUGGAGGUGUUCGAAAAGCAAGACAAACUUUCCCUUGAUUCAGCUUCACACACCAUCUCAACCCAGGGUGGCGACGGCGAAAACCAGGAACGUCUUGAUCUUCCCAUGCGCGCUAUUGCCGACGGCUACUACGAAAAUUUAAAACGAAUGUACGAUUACUUCGGCAUCACAUACGGUUCGCGUCGGUUUAUUUACUCCCUGUCGACGUUACCCAAGGACUUGCACGAACAAGUCAACCCGUACUACGUCCAUUCCUCGAACAACCACCAAAUACCUCCUCUGCGUCCCGAAGGCCUGUCAUGGACUAGAUGGCUGGUGGAGACAUGCUAUUUGGCUGUUUGCUAUUAUUGGUUCACUGCUUGCUGUUUCUUCGUCACACCUAGGACAGUUGAGUCGUUUGGCGCGGAGGAAUCUCUGCGUCAAUACGUCGAGAGGAUUUAUUUGCCAUGGUAUUAUGUCAAGCACUAUUUACUGCCGAUGAUGUCAAGUGUUACGACCUGCUCCCACGAUGCGUUAUUGGAAUUCCCUGCUAUUGAUGUGGUCGACUACGAGAGGAAGACGUUCCGCAAAACACACUACACUGUUACCGGUGGCGUCCAGCGUGUCGAAAAAGAGCUUUCUCGGGGUAUGAGGAAUCGGCUUGCUACCAAGGUCACGUCUGUCGAGAAUAUCGGCACAGAAGUGAAAGUCUCUUGGACAAACACCCUCGACGGCCAAAAUGAUUCGAAAUUGUUUGACCAUGUGAUUCUUGCCGUGACACCGGAUGUCAUUGGCGCAAUCUUCGAACCCCUCCGGAGUGCGGUGGCAGCUGUUCCUACAACCACGGUGCAGAUCGUUAUCCACCGCGACUUUUCUAAGAUCAUUGAUUGCAGCAAGUCUCUGUGGAGGCAGAUUGCAUCGAAUAGAUCUGACUCAGCACCUCAGCCAUUCCAUAUCUGCUCGAGCGCCGAAGCAACUGAAGCAACACACGAACACCCAUCAGCUUAUCUUAUUACCAACUACCCUAUUGCCCCAAUCGACCCUGAGAAGGUUGUACAUACCGCCACCCUCACUCGCGUUCUGCGAUCACCCACCAGCAGACAGAUUGUCAAUAACAUCUUUGGGAAAAGGGUCGUGGGCCAGGAAAAGAGCCAGCUGUGGCAAAACGGGGAUGGAAAUGUCUGGCUGGUUGGCAGCUGGUGCUGGGAUGGUAUGGUCCUCCUCGAGGGCUGUGUUGGCUCCGCUAUAAGGGUGGCAAAUGCACUUGGUGUUCAAGUGCCAUGGAUGCAAUAG
Molecule: messenger RNA, 1377 nt
Organism: Penicillium nucicola
Lineage: Eukaryota; Fungi; Ascomycota; Eurotiomycetes; Eurotiales; Aspergillaceae
Exons: 2
Coding region: 1-1377 (458 amino acids)
Molecular function (GO): oxidoreductase activity
Source: RefSeq, a predicted model, not a curated record